UAAACCCCUGUUGUGGAGGUGGUUGAUAGCGAGGAGCGGAGGGAUGUCUAAAUUUAACCUCACCUCGUGGGUCUUAUCUGGAGGAUGCUUGAACGUUUCGCUGAAAUAGUUUCUUCGCCCUUCUAGUGACGGCUUUCUGCCGGUCCAAUCUUUUAGUGACAAUUCUUGGACUUUUUUGUUCUUCUUUUGUUCAUGUAGACAUGUGAGGGUGAGGGAGGGUGUGUGUGUGUGUGUGUGUUUUGUUCAUUAGCACUGCCGUGCUUGAUCGUAAGAAACUGACGUCCUGAUGAUCAAGUUUUUAUGUCGAAAGAAUGGAGCAAUUUGAGCAGUUGCUAACAUGUGCAAUCUGUCUGGACAGGUACAGAAACCCAAAACUACUACCAUGCCAACACUCUUUUUGCAUGGAGCCAUGCAUGGAUGGGUUGGUAGACUACGUCAGAAGGCAGGUAAAAUGCCCAGAAUGUCGUGCAGAACAUCGCAUCCCAUACCAAGGAGUUCAGGGCUACCCCACAAACGUGACCCUCCAGAGAUUUCUAGAACUCCACAUAGAGAUCACAGGAGAGCUGCCGGACCCCACAAGCGGACAGACAAUGAAACGAUGUGGGGUUUGCUCAGAGAAAGCAUACGUUACAAUAUGCGUGCACUGUGAUAAAGAAAUAUGCACCGACUGCAAAGGCGCUCACAUGGACAUAUUAAGGAGAGAAAUAUCACGAAUCAAUAAUCAGGUUAGAAGAGCGAUGCAUCGAUUACAAGACAUUCUAGCUGUCGUAGAAAAAAACAUGCUUGCGCUACAAUUAAACUGUACCUCGGUGUCAGAGGAAGUAGAUGAGAUAUACAAACGACUGGCAAAGGCACUCAAGGAUCGCACUGAGUACCUACGUGGGGAGAUUGAUCGGUAUCUGACGACGGAGCUGAAGAAUCUUUCUACGCUAAAAGAAAACCUGCAACAAGAGAUUUCCAACAUCCAGGCGAACUGCGACCUGGCCAACAAGGAGAUGCAGUCGGAAGAAGUUGAGUGGGAUGACUGCGAGCUCAUGGAUGCUAAAGAAAUUUUCCUGAAGACGAUUGACUUCAUUCGGAAUUUUGAGGCGGAGACUGGCGACUAUAACCGCCGAGUACGCUUCGCCAUGGCUCACGACCCCAACCAACUGGUUCUCCACGUUGCCGGCUACGGCGAGCUCACCAUCCACAUGCCUCAUCAACCGCUGGUAGGGUUCAACACCAGCUCUCCUGCGGUCGGUAGUAACAUGCUCCAGCCUCCCGGGCCAGGGCUUAUGCGAUCCAAGAGCGACCACCGACUCGCAUCCCAGUUCAGAGCUCAGGAGGACCGCGGCGGCUACGAUAAUGUCGAUCAGAGUGGAAGGGUCUCGCCGCUUGGAGGACGCAAGUUUGGAGAAAGGUACACCCCUCGGUCAGGAGGUGACCGUUAUGACAACCGGUACCGCGGCGUGGGGUCCGGAGAGUACGGAGACUAUACGGAUAGCACGUACGGAGACGGCGAUAACAAUCGGCUGACAACGCGAUCACGACUCCGUUCGAGGUUCGGACGGCACACUGGUGGCGAUGACUCGGACAAUGACGGUCAGUCUGGGAGAACGGUUCGCUUUUUGGAAACUCACGUCCCGCUUCAAAGCCAGCGGGAACGUGAAAGAGUUCUCGAUACAGAGGACGUCUCCAAGGGCCCCCUGAGUGGCAUUACCCGCCUCUACGAUUCACCUAGAGUCAUGAAACGCAUCCAGGAUUCCAAAACCAAAGACAAACGGAAACCCUCCGAAACGCCCGCUAAAACCGAGGUUCAAAGUCAACGAAAAGCAGCUGGUGCGAUGGCGGCUCCGGUGCGUCAAGUAAGUGAGGAAGAUGAAAUAUCAAGAAUCAAACGGCAAAACAAAGCGUCUAGUAGCAGCGAGACGACGACAGAGACGAUGGCCCCUGCCCGAACCAUGGUAUCGGAGAGGGUGGCGUCCCUAAAACGAGAAGAAAGCAAGGAGCCCACCAGCCACUCAACACUGCAGCCGAGGAAAACAUCUGCCUCUGUAACUGCUGAUUCUUCCGAAGAUGAAUCCGACGAUGAGUCAGGAAGCUCGCCACAGCAGUGCAAAACACCAGUACCCACUGUAACGAAAGCUACAUCAAGAAGAUCAUCAGCUUCCUCCGAUGCAACAACUACCUCGCAAUCAGGUGGAGUGAUGAAGAAAGGAGGGCGAUCCGCGAGCGCGGAUUCAUCAACGUCAUCCGAGUCAUCAACGGGCUCUCACUCGGCUCUGAAGAAUACUGGCGCCGUCUUUACGACAGAAGAACGUAAACAACAGUUCCUGGCCAGAAGCCGAAAGGAGCAAGAACGAGACCGAGAAUGCUCCCGGAAGACUUUAGCUGACACCUCCGACUCAACGGACAUUGCGGCGUCCGUGCCGGGGCCUACCCACAUGCCACGACUCAGAGCUUCCUCCCAAAAAGACUCCGUGCCAACCACGCCUACCUUAACCCAGAAAUGGUUCCAAAAUCGUUUAAUAGGAGGAACACGGGAGUCUGGCCCCACUACUACCAGUCUGAGAACGAAACCGAAGGAACCAGAUGAAGAGGAAGGUGAGGAAGAAGAAGAGAGUGAAACAAGCUCUGAGUCUGAGGAAACUUCUGACUCAUCAAAAUCGGAAGAUGAGACCGAGCCGAUAGCAUCGGCCAAAACUGAAAAAGUGGCUCCUAUGGAAAAGACUGACAUCGGCCCUCUCUUAGCACGAAGUGCAAAUGCCAGGGAUACCACUAUGUCUCGGAAGUCAAGCAGGGAUGAAGGUUACAAAAGCUCUCGGUACGGGACGAAUGACUCGAGCUACCGUUCUCCCUACCAAUCAUCAAAGGACUCUGAGACAGCAUCGACUGGGAGUAAGUACACAGGGAAUCGGAAUAAGUUCGAAGAUUCCGACUCGGUCGGCAAUAGGUACGGUGCAGGUAGCGGGAACGUGGGCACUGCGGGAUCCUCGGGCUUUACCAGCCGGUUCUUAAGUAAGAGUAAAAGCUCCGCUGUAGUUUCUCCCGAGGAGGAGGAGGCGCGAGGGGCGAAUAUGAUAGGCGCGGGCGCAAGCGAGGAAAGCCGCUUUCCGCUGGGACGGACCCGCUUUGCUGCCUUUAAGGAUCGCAAAGCUCGAUUAGCUCGGAGCAAGAGCACACACACCUUCGGCGUUGACGAAUUCGACGAUUUUGAUGACGCCAGCUACUCCCCGUCGGUGUAUCUCGCCUCCAAGAACGCCGCCUUAACCCCCGGCCACGAACUCUCCCGCAGCAGAUCUAGCCACGCUUUGAAAUCACGAGAAAGCUCGCCCGAGAGAUCCGCAACGGCGACUCAAAAUAUUCAAGGAGGCGAGAAAGAUGGAGCAGCUUUGAGUUCAUGGGCUAGGUAUUUGAAGAACAAGUACGGUAACCGCGACCGGGGGAAGGAAAGCAAAGAGGGGGCCGCGGGGGCCUCUGGGACCUCGGGCGGCGCCAGCGGAAGCGUGGGAGGAGUCGCAGGGUCGUCCGUCUCUCGCCGCCUGUCGGUGGGGCUCCCGCUUCGCCACAAUUCCACGAGCAUUGAGAGUUCUGAUGACGAUCAAAAAAACACGCAAGGCUCCCCCCAUUCCCCUACUUCAACUAUAGCAGCUACGGCGGCUACGCCUCAACAAGCAGGUUUCACAACCGUCGGUUCUACCCCUAAGAGCCAGUAUAUGCAGAAAAGGCGCCAGUUGUUUAAAAUUGGGAGUCGGGGGAGCGAGCCCGGUUAUUUUACCUGGCCGCGAGGCAUUGCGGUUGGACCUGACAACUCCAUCGUAGUGGCUGAUUCGUCCAAUCACCGCGUCCAGGUGUUCGAUUCCAAUGGAAUCUUCUUGAAAGAGUUUGGUAGCUAUGGAAACGCAGAGGGAGAAUUUGAUUGUUUGGCAGGAAUUGCCGUCAACAGAAUAGGCCAAUACAUCAUUGCGGACAGAUACAAUCAUAGAGUUCAGGUAUUAGAUCCCUCCGGUCGAUUUUUGCGAGCUUUUGGCAGUCAAGGAACUACUGAUGGCAAAUUCAACUACCCAUGGGGUGUAACAACAGACGCGCUAGGCUUUAUUUAUGUUUGUGAUAAAGAAAACCAUCGUAUCCAGGUUUUUCAAUCAGACGGGACUUUUGUCGGAAAAUUUGGAUCAAAUGGAAGCAAAUUAGGUCAACUGGAACAUCCACAUUAUAUCGCUAUCUCGAACACAAAUCGUGUCAUUGUCAGCGAUUCCAACAACCACCGAGUCCAAGUCUUUGAUGUGAAUGGUAGAGUCUUGUCCUCCUUCGGAACUGAGGGCUCCGAACAGGGACAGUUCAAGUUCCCGAGAGGAGUGGCAGUGGACGACCAGGGAUUCAUCUCUGUAGGCGAUUCGGGGAACAACCGGAUCCAGAUAUUCAAUCCAGACGGGAGUUUCCUGAAGGCGUUCGGUUGCUGGGGCUCCGGGGACGGGGAAUUCAAGGGUCUCGAAGGAGUAGCUGUCAUGUCCAAUGGCAACAUUCUCGUCUGCGACCGGGAAAAUCACCGCAUCCAAGUAUUCUAACACCGUCCUCAUCCGAAACAAACGAAGAGAGCAUAGAAUGCAUGAUAAACGACAUCAAAACCAGGAUGAUUAAAAUGGAAGGAGCCGUAUUUCGUGACAAUCUCACUAACACCCAUAAACUUACAAACACAUUGAGUCCCUCGGAGUUUUACACUUACGGCCGAGAGUUUGCUUCGUGAUCCAGUGUCAACGCAAUAUGCCCAUAACGCAUGGUGCGGUGUACGCCUGAGAGCAUUCAUUUCAUUGUAAAUACAUACGUCUUCAAUUGUGUUAGGAUUGAGAAGAUUUGAUAAACAAUCGAAGGUUGCUGCCCUCUAUGAAUGACAUUGUUCAGCGUCUCUAAAUCGAUGGGUACCUAGCAUUAGGAACGUGUGAAAAGUAAAACUGUUGUUAUUUAAUGAUAAGAUAUCAUUGCAUUAUUAAAAUAUUUUCUCUUAAAU
Bemisia tabaci is the source of this 4984-nucleotide messenger RNA. It is a transcript of the gene tn, whose product is annotated as tripartite motif containing protein thin. Gene Ontology annotation, biological process: protein polyubiquitination; proteasome-mediated ubiquitin-dependent protein catabolic process. NCBI's taxonomy places the organism in Eukaryota, Metazoa, Arthropoda, Insecta, Hemiptera, Aleyrodidae. The record is from RefSeq and is a predicted model, not a curated record. Gene Ontology annotation, molecular function: protein binding; zinc ion binding; ubiquitin protein ligase activity.